Kluyveromyces marxianus DMKU3-1042 is the source of this 1440-nucleotide messenger RNA. RefSeq names its product phospholipase D regulator (gene SRF1). NCBI's taxonomy places the organism in Eukaryota, Fungi, Ascomycota, Saccharomycetes, Saccharomycetales, Saccharomycetaceae. Gene Ontology annotation, biological process: positive regulation of catalytic activity. The transcript has a single exon. Gene Ontology annotation, cellular component: cell periphery; fungal-type vacuole. The coding region runs from base 1 to 1440 and encodes 479 amino acids. The record is from RefSeq and is a predicted model, not a curated record.
AUGAGUGCAGGCAGCGUUGAACGAAUGCAUGCGCUGAGCAAAGGUGGUAAAGAUGGCCAUGUAUCGCCCAAGAAGCCAAAAGCCUCUCCGGUAGCAGGCCUGUCGCUAUCUGGCGGAGAUCCUUCUAAUGAAAAUGGGCAAACACCAAAUAUUUUAAAUGCAUAUUCAUUGGACGCAAGAACAGUACCACCAUUCGCUGUUGAUACUGCUGCUGUCUCAGGAAACCAACGUCGAUCGAAACGCUUGGAAUCUGAUCAGAUGUUUAAGGAUACAUUUUUAAUGUCUCAUGCAGAUAAGUGGAGUGAAUUUCUCCAAAAUGCCGGUAGCAAUCCGUCUUAUACGUCUCGGAUAGUCUUAGAAAGAAAAAAGCAUGGAGAGUCUAUCACGACUUCAGAUACUAAGGGACAUGCCGUUUCUAAAGGUAGAUCUACCAUUGUCAGUCAUCAUACCGCCUCUUCGGUAGCUGAAAAGGGUGAAAAGAGCGAAAAAGUAGGCUCUUCAAGCAUAACAAGCGAGACCAUUAGUGAUAAUAAAGGCUAUGAUUAUGAAAGCACUACGGAUAGUAGCUACAAUGAGGAGGCCGAGAGAGUGAGACGGGAGAUUUUGCAAGACUUAGAUGGAGAGUGGGAAGGAGGGAAGCGGUUAGAUGCCAUAUUUAAUGCCCCAAUACCUGAAAAUUAUGAACUAAGCAACCAAAGAGAUAGAAGUGAAUGGUUAAAAUAUAUUGCCCAACUAAAAGCGUUCUAUUACUUGAAGAAGGAGGGAUCAAAAGCAAGCAUGGAAGGUCAUCCAUAUGACAAUGGUAUGUUCCAUUCUCUUGUAAAUAAAGGAAAGGACAAGUUCCAUGACAAAAAAAACUCCUGGGCAUCGUUAGAGAGAAGGAAAAAACAACAAUGGUUACCAAGAAUCCGCAGACUCUUGUUACAAAGUCAAUACUUACCCUUAUCUUUGCGUUUUAUAAUCGGAAUUCUAUGCAUUGUCUCGUUGAGUUUGGCAACCAGGAUAUACCAAAACUCCGAUUCAACAGUUGCUUCCAUCGAGUCAUCGAUACCACAGCAACCUAGUACCAUAAUGGCACUUUGUGUUAACUCUAUUGCUAUAGUGUAUUUGAUAUACAUUGGGUAUGAUGAAUUUUCUGGGAAACCUUUGGGUAUUAGGGACCCUUUGGGAAAACUCCGACUCAUCAUGCUGGAUUUAUUAUUCAUAAUUUUCUCCAGCGCAAAUUUAUCUCUAACAUUUAACACACUAUAUGACAGUAGGUGGGUGUGUACCUCUAAUGGACGUUCAAUAUCUGAUUUACCUCACGUCGGGUACAUUUGUCACAAACAAAGAGCGCUCGCUGCCUUUUUAUUUUUGGUUUUGGUGACGUGGGUCCUUACAUUUACUAUUAGUAUAGUUAGAGUCGUUGAGAGAGUGAGCUCUGGAAGCCCAAGGAUUUAA